Messenger RNA from Cydia splendana, 6324 nucleotides. Its product is annotated as DAZ-associated protein 2-like. The record is from RefSeq and is a predicted model, not a curated record. NCBI's taxonomy places the organism in Eukaryota, Metazoa, Arthropoda, Insecta, Lepidoptera, Tortricidae. The transcript has 6 exons. Bases 173 to 703 code for a protein of 176 amino acids.
GAUUACGGACGUGAAGGGCACAUCACUAGCGCCUCUGAAUCGUUGCGAAAAAUAAUCGUUGAAGCGUACUGUCCGUGACUGCGUUGACUAUUUUAUUCGCAAAUCCCGAUUAUUCAAGUAGUUUUACUGUUAUUUCUUAAUCAUAACUAAUACGCAAUCGUUAGUUAAAUAAAUGGCAGACAAAAAAGUGACGCCGCCGCUGGGCGCGUACCCGCAGCCGCAGCCGCCGCAGGGGCCCUUCCUGCCGGCACCGCCGCAGCACGCCGCGCCGCAAUAUGGAGUGGCAGGAGGCUCUCCGUACGGCGUUACCUUCGGCGGAGCAGGGGCUGGCGCUGGAGGCGCCGUGUACGCCCCGCCCCCGUAUGAUCAGCUCCAACAUCAUCAGAUCCCAGCUCUGACUCAACAAUUGCCGGUCUCUACGUUGCAGCAAAUGUAUAGCCCGGCAGCGGCGAUGUACGCAGCGGCAGCAGCAGGCUACCCCGGCUACAUCGGCUACCCGGUGCAAUACUACCCGUACUACCCGACGAUGCAACCCUCUAUUCAGCCUCUACGCCCCACUAUCAUGAUCCCGCAGAACGGUUUCGAGGCCGGCGGGCGGUUCGAGGGCCUCGCGCAGACGCUGCUGCCCCCCGCGCCGCCCAACGUGCCCCCCUCCCCCGCACAUCUCGCCGCAUUACAACCCCAUCAAGUUCUGUGGCGUUAGUUUCCCCUCGCAGCCUUCGACCGGUGAAGCCAAUAUAUCAGCAUAGCUCCGUCUCACUCGUAUACUGACACUGCUCAUUCAUCAUCAUCAUCAUCAUCAUCAGUUCAGCAAGACUUAGAAAGAAAACAACUGGUAAACUUGCUUCAUUGUCAGUUUGUAUUUCUAUGUAGCCUACCGUAUAGAAGUCAAUUGAAGAUCUUUAACACAUUCACCGCUAAGCUACGGUCGUAGCGCUACGUCGUAGCCGAUAACAUGGGUUUCUCGGUAUGUAGCGUUGUAGAGACAAAUCGACAACGUGACGUGCUUAGCGCUGAAUGGGUUAAUAGGCGCCUAAAACGGGAGUCUUCAGACUUUUUGACCCGAAGUUGGCCUUCGGCCUCCCGCUUAUAUGAGGGUCAAAUUUAGGCCUUGUGGGACAAAAUUUGAGCUUACAGGCCAAAUUUGACCCUGGGACCUUAGUUUGGAGACCCUUGGUCUAAAAUAUCCCUAUUUGUUUUAAAGACUAAAGAAAUGUCAACAGAAAUUGUAAUGAUAUAAGUCUUUUAAAACGAAUUUCUAUAGUGGAAUUGGUUUUUAAAGUUAAUAAGGUAGUAGUAAAACAUUCUCCUAAUAUUCCUCUUAAGAGGAAAAUCUGUAUAUUUCACUAGAAAUUAGUAAAGUGACGUAUACGAGUGAUUUUUGACGUAAAGCAGUUAAAAUGAGAUAUUUUCUUAAGCAAAGACCUCGAAGAUAUCAAGUAAGAAUAAUUUAAAUGUAAAGACAGCCGCUAGAAAUGAAAUAUAGCAACGCACAUGUGACACUCCUGGAGUUGCAAUCGUCCAUACCUACGUCCUACUGUGGCCGUUCACUAUCGGACUGGAUGUUGUUUGCCACCACACAGUCCAAUUAGAAUUUUAGUUAUUCGAUCGGAAACAGAUCGGAUAACUAAAUCUCGAAUUGGCCUGCUACUGAUGUUAAAAUAAUUGAUAUCUAAAGAAUUUAUGAGUUCUGUGGCGUUUUCAAGCAAAAUUAUACUUAUUGUUGGCACAGUAAAGCCUUUUUAUCGUAAAGGCUCAAUGAGAAAUCACCUUUAUCGAGUUAUAGAAAUAGGGUAAUUCGCCAGUAACUGGCCACAUUUAGUAACUGGCCACCCCAAACCAAAAAUGAAUUCUAUUCACCUAUAAAUAGAAUUCAUUUUAGAAUAAGGUGGCCAGUUAUUGAAACCUUAUAUUAAAAUGAAUAGAAUUCAUUUUUAGUUUAGGGUGGCUAGUUACUAAAAGUGGCCAGUUACUGGAGAAUUACCCUACUAAUAUUAUUUUAUGUGGCUGUCUUUACAUGUAUGUAACAAUAUUUAAAGAUAUAUUUAUAUAUUCGAAAGUCGGUCGGUGGUCAUCUCUGUGACGUCCGUGACAUUUGCCGGCGGUUGACAUGUUGACAGGCCAAAAUUGACAGAAUUUCAAUUCAAGUCAAAGAUGUUUAUUAUUAUUAUUCAAUUUCGGUAACAAUGUAAUGGUACCAUCAAGCUGGUCAGAUGGCGACCGAAGGUAAUAAAAAUAUUAUUAAAAAAUGCAAGUUUGGGCUCGUAGAAUCGUCUCAAUUAAUAGUAGUUGAGCGUCUAAAGAAAAUCAGUCAGGGAUAUAGCUUGUAUCCAAAAUGACAUUUUUGACAAAAAUAUAUACAGGGUGGCUAAAAAUAAGUGCAUUCCAGUUGUCAGGGAGGUUUUGGGAUUAUACUGAGCAACUUUUACUAUGGGACUGACCGAAAUCGAAAAUAAUAAUUUGGCUGUUUCAUACAUUUUGGCUGGUCCAUUUUCUAUGGGAGGGUAAAUUUUAUUUUCCCGAUUUCGGAGUUGGUCCCAUAGUAAAAGUUGCUCAGUAUAAUCCCAAAACCUCCCUGGCAACGGGAAUGCAGUUAUUUUUUAGCCACCGUGUAUACCAAUCAAUUUUAAAAUCAUCAAAUGAAAUAUUCUAAAGGUUUUUAUAUUGUUGUGAAAUUAAUUUGGUCAGAUCGUUUAAAACCGAUUGUUAAAAUUGUUAUAUUCCUAGCGUCUAUAGGCUAGAUGCUUACUUCAUUAGGCUGUACGCUUGUUUGCUACAUAUGAAGUAAACUGUAGAUCAAAACAAAUUAUAAUAUAAAUAUUAUAAAAAUCUAUUGUGACGUUCCAAGGGGCAAAAGGUACCUCAUGGCGGCUGGCACUUAUGCUGUUAUUCACGACGCUCCAAUACGAAUACGCUGCUAUGCGUCGUAAACGCCAACCGCCAUACGGUACCUUUACCCGUAGAAGGUCACAAUUUAUAAAAAGGUAAAAUCUGUAUGAAAUGUCAACCGCCGGUAGUCUUAGACAUAACAAUCCGGUUAUAUAUUUGACUGUGAUGCCUUGCGCUAUGCCAUAGUGUUUGCUAAAACGUCAACGCACACGUGACACCCUUAUAGAGUGAAACUAUGAAUUUGAAAAGUCGGAGCGAUAAUUCGUUAAUUGUAUCAAGUCAAAGACGAACUUGUUAAGAGCUGUUGCAAGCGUCCAUAUUCUGCGGUGUCCGAUUACUACAAGGCGAAAAAUAAACUUAACCCUUUGAACACCACGCCUAUCGUGUUCGCGUCAUCAUGAACCUAUUUAUAGGUGAAUAGAAUUCAUUUUGAGUUUAGGGUGGCCAGUUAUUAACGGGUGGCCAGUUACUGAUGAAAUCAAGUUAUUCUAGAACGAUGUUAAAGUAAACACUGGCAUAGUGAGCAAGUGUGCCGUUUGGCGAUUCUAGUAUUACUGGGACUAUAGUCGGGCGCUGUCUGUGUCAACUUCACGUACAGUCGGCUACAUUUUACGACACCAGAGAUAAGUGAAUCGAGAAGACUGAGAAUCUCCAGUUUAAGUAACGAAGGUCACUAUUUUCUUGCGUGUUUAUUUUUAAAUGAAAAUAUGAGUGUUGAUUUAUCUUUAGGUACGUGUUCGUUUUUAUCCUCAGAUAUAUUUAAUUACACAAACGGGUCUACCGCGAAAUAAUUUCAUAGUUUUUACCUUAAAUUCCGACCCGACGUUGCACAAAUGGUGCAACUCAGCUGAAACGUGUGUACAAAACGCGAGAGUUUAAAGUGUUAUAUCCUCAGAUAUAUUGACACUUAGAGUCGGUUGCACCAAACGGUCCAUCACCGUUAAAGCGUUCGCUAAAUUUUAUUGUAUGAGACAUUUCAUAGUUCACUGCUGAAUGAUGUUGAUCAGUUCGUCAAUUGUGGUUGGUGCGACUGGCCCUUAACACAUUCAGUGCCGAAAACCCGACUAUCGGGUAUUUUAUGAUUUCGUUCCCAGGCCGGACGACCCGAUAGUCGGGAUCGUGGUACUACUGCUUUAUAUGACGAAAUUGUUGUGGCCUGGCGCGGACGUCUUGUUUGGCUGGGUGGCAAUUAAUGUGUUAAAGCGUCAUCGUCAUUGACACGUAAUGAAUUCGUGACUCGCGUUACUUUAAGGAAUGACUGCGUUGUUGACGUUGGUGUAUGGUCAUUGUUGUAGAUGGCGCUAUUUAUUGUGUAUUUUAUUUAGCUUUGUGUGUAUGAUAUCUGCCAUUUAACUGCUAAUUACAACUUUAAAACGUAUACUUUGAACUAGCUUACCGCUCCCACAGGCACAGAGUUAAAAUAAAAGCAUAAUAAUUUUGUUUUAAGCAUGGUAUGAAUAGCGCCAUUUAAUAAACAUCAAAGGAAAGACAGAAAAAAUAAAUUUCUUGCCAUUGUAAAAACCAAAAUUUAUAUUUAGAUUUAGUUAAGAAAUCUCUGUCAAGAAAUCACAAAUCUUCAUAUAGUCCAGUGAAAAAACUACAAUAUUUAAAGGUUUUUCCAAGUUUACAGAAAAUUGAGAAUGCACCUUAACUUUGACAGCUGUCAAAAACGUUGACAGUGACAGAUGUCAAAGAAGUUGACACAGACAGCGCGUGUAGGUAUAUAAUUGAAAGUAAAAUAAUACGGUUGUGCGUGACGUGAGUGAAAGAGAGAGAGAAUGGUCAUUUGUUCUGGUUUGUUGAAUUUGACAGCUGUCAAGAAUGUUGUGUAAUAAACAUGUUUCUUGUUAUUAUUAACUUUAAUGCAAUUUAACAAGAUUUAAGUAAAAGGAAAGGUUUAGAGAAUUUAUCAGUAUGUCUGUCGUAGCAUCAAAACUACUGAGUCGAUUUUAAUGAAUUGGGGGUCAAACGAUUCGUUUUUGUGACCCUAAGAAUAUAAGCUUCAUUUCUAACCGACUUCCAAAAACAAGAUAUUAAUACAGUUUAUAAAUCUUGAAAUUAAAAAUAAGUGUUAUUUUGUCUAAAUAAUGAGACACAUGUUUUUACAUACAUUCUGUACGGUUGUCAUUUGCGAAUAUAAUUGUAUGAAACGUAACGUCGGACGAAAUCGCGUCCGACUGUACUUGGGUCUUGAAAGCAAUUUAAACGAUUAUUUGUUGCAAUUCGUUGUUUCGCGUUUAUGCCACAAGUGGUCCAAUCAAAGAAUUUAUAUACUAUUUAGAAAUAACCUGUAAAACACUUUAUUUGCUAUCAGCAACACGUAUGUGACACCUCUGAAGUUGUGAACGUCUAUAGGUUACGGGUAUCGCUUAUUUACAGGCAGACCGUACGCUCACUGGCCACAAUCGUGGAAUAAAAAUACUUUCCCAUCAUAAAAAAAACGACUUUAUUUUGACUUGUACUGGUUGGUUUAUUAUUAAGCCGGAAACCUUUUUGAUUGGACUACAUUGACUGGGCUACGAGCGCGUUAGUGAAUGAAUCUCAGUGAAGGGGCCUUUAUAUUUACGUUUAAGUCACACACGGGUCUAUUAUUGACAUAAUAAAACGAAUGCAAUGAAUUUGUGGUCUAUUGGGAAUAGGUAACAGAACGCCAUUAUGUCUAAAGUGGUCUAUAGGUCAACAUAGUUGUCGAAAAGAAUCUAAUUUCUAGAUAGACGGUAUAAUUUUUAUAAUAUUGAGUAUAGGGUGCGUAGCCAAGAUGCCAAUCGCUUACGCUCCGUAGCGAACGAAACGCAACUGUCACGCACUAAUAUGGAAGAGUGAUAGAGAGAGGUUACCGUAUCACGUGCACUUUGCUAGGCACCCAGGCGUCGAAUAGAAAAAUAUCUUGUAAAAACUGUACUUUGGGACAGUACGACAUUUCUACCCAUAAAGCGAAUCACACACUGACGCCGCGAUCUGCCGCGGAAGCGAAGCGACAGAUCUUAUGCAAGUAAGCACAAGAAGACUUACAAUAAACAAUAUAUGGCUCCCAGCGUUCAGAUCGCGUGUGGUGUGUAUAUCGCUUUAAAAUACAGGUAUCGUCUUGGGCCGUGCCAUUCGUUUUUCAUCAAGUUCUUAAAUUAGUCCUAUUCUGCUUUCGUCACUCAUUCUACAUUCGUCACAAUCGUCGGUGGUUUUCAAUGUAGAAUGAGUGACGAAAGCUGAAUAGGACUAAUUUAAGAACUUGACGAAUAACGAAUGGGACGACCCAAGACGAUACCAAAAUACAAUGUAAUUCAAUAAACCUAUUUUCUUUAGACUAAACAGUGAAAAAGUAAAAUGUUAUAUAUCAGUUAUUUCACUUAUGACAUGUUUUGGCAAGACAAAGACAAAAGAUAAAAUAAAAACACACACACAGACAGAUCGCGGGUUCGAUCUAAGAUAAGCAUUUUU